AUGUCUACAACAGCAGAGUCAAGCUCUUCGGAAGCUGUCUCUGCGGAGCAACAGGCCAUCCAGGCCGUGAUGCAAGCUCUCAACACUCUCUACACUGACCCAAACAAUCAAGCCAAGGCUUCCGCGAAUCGAUGGCUUCAGGACUUCCAGCAGACUUCUGAAGCUUGGCAGACCGCCAACUCGCUCCUUCUGGCAUCUGAACUGCCGCUCGAGCCCCGACUCUUUGCUGCCCAAACCUUCCGCACCAAGAUCACCUUCGAUCUGGAACAAGUUCCAACGCAACAAAGGGUCGCCCUUCGUGACACUCUCCUCGCAGCACUUUCGGCCUACGCAUCAGGCCCCCGAGUCAUUCAAACGCAGCUCAGUCUGGCUUUGUCCGGCUUGGCUCUGCAACUCGACGAGUCCGAGUGGCCAACCGUGGUGCCUGGUAUGAUUGAACGAUUCGGUUCGAGCCCGGACACAGUGCCAGUCCUGCUUGAGUUUCUCACCGUGCUUCCGGAAGAGGUCAUUACCAACCACCGCAUUCCUGUCGACAACGACUUCUACAACACCCGAUGUCACUUCUUGCUCUCGGCUGCUGCGCCAGAGAUUCUCAAGCUCCUGUCAAUGUACGUACAGGCUUCUGGCUUGACGUCUCAGAUUCAAACGGGCAUCUUCCAGUGUCUUCGAUCUUGGCUCAAGAGCGGUGAAGUGUCAGCAGGGCAGAUGGCGGACACGCCGCUUUUCGACUUAUCAUUUGACGCACUGGGCUCCGACGAGCUAUUCGACGUAGCUACUGAUGUUGUUUGCGAUCUGAUCAACGAAACACAGGAGGUGGAGGAGAACAUGGAUGUCAUCCAGCGAGUCCUUGCCCGACUGCAUCCGCUGCGCCAAGAGCUAGUAGCUGCUGGCGACGACGAGGACAAGGUUCGUGGCCUUUGUCGUAUCUUUGUGCAAGCGGGCGAGGCCUAUCACCGCAUCAUCAUUCGACACCAAAGGGAACUCUUCCCCGUUGUCGAGGCAAUCGCUGAGUGCACCGCCUAUCAUGACCUCGACAUCGUUCAAAUCACCUUCCGCUUCUGGUACUUGCUCUCCGGUGCUCUUUCACAUGCACGUGGUCAUCCAGAGGCGGAGCGAUUCUACCCGUUGUACGAGAGGCUGCUUGAGAUCAUCAUCCGACAUCUUCGCUUCCCUGACGAUCUGGAUACGCUCACAGGUCAAGAGCGCGACGACUUCCGAUCUUUCCGACACUUUAUGGGCGACACCCUCAAGGAUUGCUGUCACGUUCUUGGCUCCCGACAGUGUUUGUCAAGGUCGCUUCAUAUGAUCCAGACGACAACCUCGCAAUCGACGCCCGAAACCCUAAAAUGGCAGGACGUUGAAGCACCGCUCUUCAGCAUGCGUGCGAUGGGUGCAGAGGCCGACCCAAGAGACGACGAAGUGCUUCCUCAGAUCAUCAACAUUAUCCCCACGCUCCCAGAUCACCCCAAGCUCAAGUAUGCUGGACUUCUCGUUCUGUCAAGGUACACAGAGUGGAUCGACAUGCACCCUGAGCAGAUCCCAGCACAGCUUUCGUAUAUCAGUGCCGGUCUUGAGGAAGCUGGCAGUGAUGUAACGGCAGCAGCGGCACAGGCAAUGAACUUCCUCUGCCAGGAUUGUCACCGUCAUCUCGUUGCCUACCUACCGCAGCUUUACGACUUCUUCCGUUCUGUCAACGACAAGCUUGGACCAGAUGAUCUCAUUUCUAUCUCGGAGGGUAUUGCAUAUGUCAUUGCGGGUAUGCAGCCGGAGAGGGCACCACAGGCGCUGAUGCAAAUUUCGCAACCACUGCUUGAGGCUCUCAGCCAGGCUACAGCGCUUCGGAAUCCAAGCAAAGAUCAGCUCCGCAAGACAGCGGACAGGAUGGAGCAACUGGAAAAGAUGCUUGCUGUGAUUGGAACAUCGCUCACACGUUACCUUCCAUCAGCAUGUGCCAAGACAUGCGAAGAGGCGUACUCGGUCAUUGAUCAGGUCCUAGCCGCGCACGGCAACGUCUUCUUCAUCUCAGAGAGGGCAAGUGGCUUGCUUCGACGAGGUCUUUCACUGUUCGACAACCUUGCUGCGCCAAGCCUAGUGCCGUUGCUCGAGCGAUUGGCGUCUUGCUUUGAGCAGACAGGCUUCCCAGGAUACGUUUGGAUCGUGGGCAAGUGCAUCGACCAGUUCGGUCGCGACAGCAACAUGGCGGUCAGAGCAGCGUUACAAGGCGCUUCGGAAAGGGUCAAUGGCAAGAUGGUGCAGCUCCUCGAAAACACAAUGCCCGCCGAGAUGGGUGAUGUGCUAGAUGACUACAUCCACUCCUGCUUGGCUGUCCUCCACAAUGUGCCUUCACUGCUGUUCUUGUCGCCGCAGUUCCCGCAAGUCUUCCGCGCAGCUCUUGCAGCUUUGACGCUAUUCAAGACAGAAACUGUGGCGACUGCGCUCGACCUUGUGCUUGGCAUCCUGGGACACGAUUCACUCAUGAUGCCAGUGACACCUUCGCAACCCGGCACGCCUUUGCCAGCCACUGGAACGCCGAACGCCGAUGGCACACCGUCCAUGCAGGAAAUGGCUAGCUAUGCUGCUGCCAUCCGCCACGUGGUUGGACAGCAAGGCUUCCAGCUUGCUUCUGUAUUGCUCAAUGGUCUCGUGCUGCAAUUCAGCCCUGAGGUGAUGCCUGUCGCAGUGACGACGCUUAAGGUGCUUUCUGGUGGCUUUGCAGGCGAGAUGAUGGCUUGGGUACCCAGUAUCGUGGAGCAGCUGCCAAACGUGCCCGACAAGGACAAGGUAGCCUUCGUUGAACGUUACAUGCAGGCUGUCAACAGCAAGAGUCUGGACCAGGUCAAGCAAUCUCUCAAUGGUCUAUAUGCAGCGUCGCGGAAAGCAAGGGAGAGGUCGCGCGUUGAUCGAGAGGGUGAACCCGGUGGAUUGCUGGAUCGCUGA
Messenger RNA from Ustilago hordei, 2937 nucleotides. RefSeq lists its product as uncharacterized. The record is from RefSeq and is a predicted model, not a curated record. Gene Ontology annotation, cellular component: nuclear membrane; cytoplasm. Gene Ontology annotation, biological process: protein import into nucleus. Bases 1 to 2937 code for a protein of 978 amino acids. Gene Ontology annotation, molecular function: small GTPase binding. Lineage: Eukaryota; Fungi; Basidiomycota; Ustilaginomycetes; Ustilaginales; Ustilaginaceae. The transcript has a single exon.